AGAGAGGCAUCAUGGGCUUCUGGAAGACCUCCCCCUUCUUGGCUUUCAGCAUCUUGGUCCUGUGCCAGGCAGGCAGCCUCCAGGCGGCACCAUUCAGGUCUGCUUUGGAGAGCCCCCCAGACCCCACGGCACUCAGUGAGAAGGAAGGCCGCCUCCUGCUGGCUGCUCUGGUGAAGGCCUUUGUGCAGACGAAGAGAAAUGAGCUGGAGCAGGAGCAGGAGGAGAUGGAAGGCUCCAGCCUGGACAGCUUCCGAGCUAAGCGGUGCAGUAAUCUGAGUACCUGUGUGCUGGGCACAUACUCGAAGGACCUCAACAACUUUCAUACAUUCUCUGGCAUCGGCUUCGGGGCUGAAACUCCUGGGAAGAAAAGGGACAUAGCCAGCGGCUUGGAGAGGGGCCGUUAACCCCACUUUGGGGCCCUCCAGGAUGCCAACUGAACUCCUCCCACUCUUUCCUGAUUUCCCUUCUUGCUCCCAUUGAUGAACUUAACGCAUGCAGAUCUUACUUUGUUCUUCAAGCUGGUAUUGGUAGCUUUGCUUAUGACCGAGAAUACUGGGGAUCUCAGGAUGGAAGGGAAGACAGCAGGACUUCUAGCCCAGGUUAGAGGUAAGAGUGAGGGAAGCUUUUUGAGAUCCCAGAGGAUUUCAAGGCAGAGUCCUCCAAUUUCUGCUUCAUCCCUCAUGCUUCAUCAUUGAUGAAUAAACCUAUUUUCU
Neomonachus schauinslandi (Hawaiian monk seal) is the source of this 713-nucleotide messenger RNA. RefSeq names its product calcitonin. The coding region runs from base 12 to 404 and encodes 130 amino acids. The record is from RefSeq and is a predicted model, not a curated record. Gene Ontology annotation, molecular function: calcitonin receptor binding; hormone activity. Gene Ontology annotation, cellular component: extracellular region. Lineage: Eukaryota; Metazoa; Chordata; Mammalia; Carnivora; Phocidae. The transcript has 3 exons.